This is a messenger RNA of Acaulospora morrowiae, 1200 nucleotides long. Lineage: Eukaryota; Fungi; Glomeromycota; Glomeromycetes; Diversisporales; Acaulosporaceae. The record is from the annotation of a GenBank genome assembly.
AUGUGGCGUGGCAAAGGAUCUGUUCGAUUGUUUGUCAUUCAAAAUUGUUCGUUGAGCCACAAAUCUAAGGGACAAGCUAACUCCAAGAGGGACGAAGCCGAUGUUUUUUUCCAUCCCUCACAAACGGAAUGCAAUGAUAAGGACAACUCUCGAAAGCUAUCUAUGUAUGAUUACGAAAAAUAUAAAAAAACUACGCUAAAUUGGAUAAUUCCAAUAAAUGGGUACUCACAACCGGAACCGUUGUGGAAGACGCUCUUUAUAAUUUCGGCCUAUGUUGUAAAUAUGAACAGUAAUCUUGCUCAUUCGUUUAUCUUGGACCCUGACGAUGAUACUUACUUGAAGGAAAAUGUAUUCACUGAAAGUGAAUUACGCGAAAUUCGCCAUUUUCAAGUCAAGAAAACGCCAUUGAUGCCUCCUGACUUGACUAAGUAUCUAAAUAGCUUCAACCUUGAAACUGCUUCAGAAAUUCGGAAACAAAUCUUUAGUCCUGAUCAAAUGGAUCAAGACUUCAAUAGGUCAAGGGAUUUUGAUAGAGACAGGAUUCGAAAUACAAUAUAUAAUUUAUUGCUAGAAUAUGAAUCGAAUACUUUAACGACGGAUCACCUAGAACUUGAGAUACUCGUUCAUGUUUGGGGCUUCACCGAUAAAAUUUUUAAUGAUAUUGAGAAAAUGAAAUUGGUCAGAGGGGAUUCAUGUAGCCUGUCGUCAGAUAUAGAACUAGACGAUAUGAUUAUUCGUAAGAUAACAGCUGAGUUUGGGUGUGCAGAAGCAGGUCUACAAUUUGAGGAUGAAAAUGAUACGAAGCUGUUGCGUGAAAGAGGCCUUAAAAUGCCUAAAAUGAUGAAGGACAUGUUCAAACACCUAUGUGAAACUUUCAAUCAAGAUGAUCAUAAAACCCGCCAAUUGGAAACGAUUGGUAUCCUUCAUGCUGGGCUCAUGAUGGUACUUUUGCGCCUGGACUCACCAGCCGGAUAUGUGUGUCGUGUGUUACAAUCAAAAUCUUUUUCUAUCGCUACAAAUAUUAAAGAAUUCGUAAAGACAUUUCCUUUAAUUUCUUUGACAUGGAAGGCUAAAAAGAUUGUUGAAAAUAUGAUUAGUUUGAUCGAACAAACUAAUGAAACCGAUGAAAGUAGUGAAGAAGACCAAUUACGACGUUUACAGGAUGUCUACGAUAUUACACCACUACCAUCACGAAAAUGA